Ananas comosus (pineapple) is the source of this 1927-nucleotide messenger RNA. RefSeq names its product tRNA pseudouridine synthase A. Bases 42 to 1397 code for a protein of 451 amino acids. The transcript is spliced from 11 exons. Gene Ontology annotation, molecular function: RNA binding; pseudouridine synthase activity. Gene Ontology annotation, biological process: tRNA pseudouridine synthesis. The record is from RefSeq and is a predicted model, not a curated record. Lineage: Eukaryota; Viridiplantae; Streptophyta; Magnoliopsida; Poales; Bromeliaceae.
AGUGUUUUAGAGAGAGAGAGAGCGAGAGAGAGUCGCGGUAGAUGAUCGCAACCCUAUCGGCGGCGGCGGCGGCGGCGGCGCUGAGAGGAGUAGCGUCGGCGGCGGCGGAGAGAAUGGCGGCGCGAGGCGUCGCGAUGGAGAGCGCGAAACCCUACGUCCACUACAACCACACCGACGCCUCCCACCGUUCUCGUUGGACCGCGAGGGAGAGUUACCAAUACAUGUACGCGAGGCCGUGGGAUAAGGUGGUGGGUUUCUACUCCCGGAUGGUGCGCGGAGGAAAAGGGGCUUCUUCGCUCUCGAUCUUGUUUCCGAAUGAGAACUUGGAGUCUCUGGAAUCUACUGAGAAUAAUCAGGGUUGUGACGAGAAAGCAUCGGUAAUUUCUAAUGGCAAGGGCGGGAGGUGGGAAAGAGUAACGUUUAAGAUUGUUGUUUCGUACCAUGGUGGGUCUUUUGAUGGGUGGCAGAAGCAGCCCGGCCUCAACACUGUUCAGGGAUUGGUGGAAAAAUCUCUUGGAAAGUUUGUUGAUGAGAGGAAAGCUAAACAACUUAAGGAAAAAUCUCUGCCAGUGGAAGGUUGUGCGGUCGUUGCUGGGCGCACGGACAAAGGGGUGACUGCUCUUCAGCAAGUUUGUUCAUUUUAUACAUGGAGAAAGGAUGUAGAAAGUAGAGACAUAAUGGACGCUGUAAACGAAGCUGCUCCAGAAAAGCUCAGAGCUUUACUUGUUUCAAAGGUUUCACGGGAAUUUCAUCCUAACUUUGUAGCCAAAUGGAGGAGAUAUUUUUAUAUCUUUCCUCUCGAUGAAGAAGAACCCCAAAUUGACAGUAUUGGAAGGGAGUUUUCAAAGAUUGCCGAUUGUUCGAUUAAUGAUAAAUUGGAUGGACGACAUAGAUUAGAACAAGAAGAACAGUCCAUUACUUCAUUGAAUGGGAAUGGAGACGAUUCUGAGGAUAACACCAGCACGAAACCCAAAAGCUUCUGUGUAAGCAAAGUUAACCGACUUAUUCAGCAGCUUGAAGGGAAGUCCUUGUCCUAUAAAAUGUUUGCACGUGAUACACAAGCUUCAAGAAGCACCGGACCACCCACGGAGUGCUUUAUGUUUCAUUCUCGAGCUGCGGAAACCAAGCUACCUUGUGUCAAUGAGGAUGAUGGAGGUGGCAUGAGAGUGAUGUGUGUUGAAUUGGUUGGGAACCGGUUCUUACGCAAGAUGGUCAGAGUGUUGGUUGCGACCGCCAUAAGAGAGGCUGCUGCAGGUGCAGAUGACGAUGCUUUGCUGAACCUUAUGGAUGCUACAUGUAGACGCGCUACGGCUCCUCCUGCUCCCCCCGAGGGCCUUUGUCUUGUUGAUGUUGGCUAUGGAGAAUUCAAGCAAGAAAACUGUCUGAUUAUUAAUUAGGUAAAACUUUCUCUUUCACUUGAAGUUUUCGAAGAAGUUCAUUAGUUAAACAAGCUCUUCAUAAUCCUGAUAAGCAAUCUAAGUUACAAUGCUAAAAGAUGUUUGUCUCCUCAAAUUACCUGCACAUCUUUAGACCUUCUCCAAAUACGCUCCCUGCAGGUGAUUACAUGGACAUUUCUGUCCUUUCAUGGCCUUUGCCGAGAAAUUUAAUCAAAGAACUAAGAUUGGAAAGGAAUGCAGAGGUACAUGAGUUUCAGAAUACCGUGUUCGUCCGAACACUCAUGAGCUCUUUCAUCUUUGAUUGAUUGUACUCAUCUCGUCCGUCGAUCAAGAAAGUGAUUAAAUUCUUUGUUAUAAGGAACCCACCAUUUAAAGAUGAUUAGGUGUAGUGAUUUUUAUACUUAUGAUGCAAAUGCAGAGCCUCCUUUGGUUUCGGCAUAUCUUUGUGAUAAAACUAAAGAUGUUUAAGAAAAUACAAUUUAUUAUGUACUGUGUUGAAGCUGUAAUGCAUCUUCUUUUGUGGUUGAUUU